This is a messenger RNA of Bombina bombina (fire-bellied toad), 3595 nucleotides long. RefSeq names its product brain protein I3 (gene BRI3). The coding region runs from base 154 to 561 and encodes 135 amino acids. The transcript is spliced from 4 exons. Lineage: Eukaryota; Metazoa; Chordata; Amphibia; Anura; Bombinatoridae. The record is from RefSeq and is a predicted model, not a curated record.
GUCACGUGAGUCUAGUCUUGUGACUCGCGCACUCACUCGGUUACUCUCACUCAGACCGAGCUCUGGGGCAUUACGGAGUGAGUGGGUAUUUUAAUCGUGGUAUUAUCUGUCAGGAGGACCCCUUCACUCUCAGUCUGCUCUCUGGGGUUUAGGAUGGAUAAAAAACCCCUUCUGCAGGACCGACCUCCGGCGUACACCCCAGCGGCUAUGCCUGCCGCGUAUGAAUAUGGGCAACAGACCUAUGGGACUAUCCCAGGCGCUCCACAGACAGCUGCCCAGCCCGCCUUUAACCCACCACCAUACCCAUAUCCUACAUCCACAGGAUACGUUGCUCCCCCCCAGCCUAUGUACCCCAGCACUUAUACCAUCAUACAGCAACCUGCGGCAACUACAUCUGUUGUGGUAGUGGGAGGCUGCCCUGCUUGCAGGGUUGGCGUAUUGGAGGACUCAUUUACGUGCCUGGGCAUAUUCUGUGCCAUAUUCUUGUUCCCUCUCGGAAUCCUGUUCUGUCUUGCAUUAAGACAACGGCGAUGCCCUAACUGUGGGGCCACUUUUGGUUAAGAGGAUCAAUGAAAACUCUGCUUUAUAUAUAUAUAUAUAUCAUACACGUCUCAGAUUUCUUAUAUACUUUACAUUAAGUGCACAAUCCUUCUAUUUGAUUAAAUAGCAUAUUUGUAUUGGGUCGUGAAAUAAAUUAUUUGCAUGGGGGUUAAUCUCUGUGCCAUAGUGACCUACGGAAGUUGAUACCUUCCAAAUAACGGUGCCUUUUCAGAAAAAAAAAAAAUUCCAUCUGUACUAUUUCUGUUGUGCAAUAUUAUUCUUCCAUUAAUGGCGUUAACCUGUUGUUUCCUGUAUUUGUGUCAUGAAUGUCACUGUUUAAGGCUGUCUAAAAAAUGUGUUUUUUUUAUAGUUUGAAACAAGCACUGUGAACAUAUAAAAGACAGACUGUUUAUAUAAACAAAUAUGCCCUCUCAUGCAGAACGUUACAUUCAUUUCAUAUACAAUUUCUAAAAACACUUGCACUUAGUUUCUUGUUCAGAAAAUUAGAUUUUUUUUAAUCGAUUCUGUCGUAUACCACUAACAUCAAAUGACCUUUUUUUUUCCUGCUCAGUAUAUUUUAUACAAUGUGCAGAUAAUAUAUACUUAGUCACAUUCACCAUACUUUGUGCAAGUCUUGUGUUGUGAUUUCACAUUACAGUAAAGUCAAAAUGAAUCUUACAUAGAUUGGAUAGAGCAUAAAUUUAUAAAAAACAUCCCAACUUAAUUCUGUUAUCUAAUUUGCUUACUUCUCUUGUUAUCCUUUGUUAAAGAGUAAUUGUAGGUGAGAUCAGGAGUGUGCCACACAUCUUUAGCCAUCUGGCAGCAGUGUUUGCAACAAUAUUUAUUGCAAUGUUUUAAAUUUUCGAUGUAUUUGCAAUAGACAUGUGCACGCUCCUGAGCUAUUAUCAGCCUACCUAGGUUUACUCUUCAGCAAAGAAUACCAAGAGAACAAAGCUAAUUUGAUAAUCGAAGUAAAUUGGAAAGUUGUAUAAAAUUGCAUGCUGUAUCUUGAGUUUGAAGUAAAAGCUGGUUCAUUUUAAAGUGACGCGAAUAGUAAGUGCCUAAUUGUAUUGCUUGUCGCUAUCUGACCACUCCCACGUAAAAAGUUAGUUUAUUCAGCACAGGAACAUCAGUUUUCAACAGAAAAAAGGCUCCUUAAUAAAUUUUGUAUUUUUUUUAGCGUAUUGUGCACCUCUGAAAAACAAUUUUAUUUUAAAUAAGUUUUCGUAACCUAAAAGAUGCCUAUUGCCUUAUAGAUACAUAGAAAUGAUAGAUUAAAUGGAUAUAGAAUUCCCUAUAAAAUUGGAGUACAUUUUUUUAAAAAAAAAUACUUCCUGUGAAAAUAUCUUUAGUGCCAGAGCUGAUAUGACAGUAAAUACCUGGAACGCACAUUUGGAGGCCAAUGGGAGCACAGAGGAGGACUUUUAAUGUGGAUAAAUAUGGUUUAACAUACUCGGGUAAAUAGUUGAUAAGAGUUCAUUGGAUUCAAAGUUUCCCUGAUGCUGGUGCCUCUUGUUUACAUAAACUUUCUUUAGCAAAAACUACAGUAUUAGAAUUUGUAGUAUAGAUUGUCGCUACAACAGGCAAAAUCAGCUAUUCCAAAAGGCAAAAAUAAAGGUAAAAGCAGGUCAAGUGUUACCAAUAAUCCAUGUUAAAGGGAAAUCAUACAGCAUAAUGUUUGCUUUUAAAAGCUUGUUAAAUGAGAAUACCAACUUUUAUGUCCCUUUAACGAACCAUUUCUAGUCCUUGCAGGAAAUUUCAAUGAUGCAAAAGAUGAAAUCAUAACAUUUUUGCAGCCCCUAGUCUGAAUACUUUUGUUUUAAACAGUCACAUACAGCCAGUGAGAGGCUGUAUUGCCUAAGCUGUUAGGCUUUUUUUUUUUGUGUGUGUAUGGGGGAGGGGGUUCUAUGCUCAUGCCAGAAAGUACUUCAUACAGACCAGUGCUGUUCUACUGAACAUGCCAUAAACACACAUUGGAAUAAGGCUGCGGUUUCAGUCACUACCUCCUUCGCCGUACAGUACUGUUCCUCUAAUAAAAUAGUUUUGCUUGGUGGAGAAAUGGGCUCCAAGUCACCAAUAUGUAAGAGCUAAAAUGUUCAUUGAAUACUGAAGACCAUUAUUUAACAUGCAUCAUAAGGAGAAACUGACCAUACUACAUGCUACACUGUGCUUGCUUGAUCACGUGCAAGAGUUUGUUUAUCCCUGGCUUCAGUAAACAGUUGAACAUAUUCAAGGGUUGUAUCUCUGGACGGCCUGGGAUAUGCAAAACAACACUUCUAAGUGCUAGAUUUAUCAAGCAAGGGGCGUACAUAUUUGCACCUGUCUGCCCCAGCUCGCCUCUGGCGGGCAGCAAUCCGCUGGCGGAAUUCAACAUUGCACACAAAGGCUAUUUUGCGCUUGAGUGCAAUCCCACCCCCCUACUGGCACAGAGCCAAUCAUGCGCGGGCAGAAGCUGUCAAUCUCCCCGGUCUUGUCUGAGGUAGGGAAGCAGCGGUCUGAUAACCGCUGUUUGAUAAAUACUGACUGCAGGUUCUCUUGUGAGAAGCUGCAGUUAUAGGCGAGGAAAAGGGCUUGAUAAAUCGAGCCCUAUGUGCUGAUAAAAGAAAACGUAUUGUAUAUCGCCUUUGUUACACGCUACAUACAUCACGGUGACAUUAAAUAAAUGUAAUGUUUACCUGUGCAAUGAAUUUAUUGCUAAUUUCCCGUUAUUGUUUAUCUGUCACUUCUGCGCACCCUACUGUGUCUUUGCAUAAAAAAAGCCUAAUUUCUCAUUAGCAAGAAUGUUUAUAUUACAGACUAUAAAAAAAUAUAUAUAAAUAGAAUAUUCUAGUUCCAGCAAAGCAAAAAGAGUUUUUCUAACUACAGAAAUACCGGUAUUGUUUAUAUUACAUUUAACUUGCAACCUUUUUCUUUUUAAAAAAAAACAAACAUUACUUUUCUCUGUUUUGUAUAUGGAGUCUUUGUGUUUAAAGGUAAACUUUACUGUGUACAUUUACAAUUGUCCUGAUAUCUGUAGCUGCUGACUUCUAAAGUGAUUAAAAUUAAUUUUACCUGA